CGCUCUUGUUACUAUCGUCUCUCAGAAAUCCGUUCACCUCCAGGGUAGCCCACCCAUCGGCCAAACGUAGGCCCGCCCACAGCAAUGACGGCACCACAAUCUCUCCGCGUUAAUCCAUUGCGUCAUCCAGCCAAUCAAUUCCCACAUGUUGCAAAGCAAAGCUCGACUCUCACCAGCUUCACAUGCGGCUUCACUCCCAAAUCGGCUUACCAAGCUUCGAGCUCCGGAGCUCAAAUGCAAGAGCUAGCCUGUCCCUUUUACACCUGCCGACUCUCCUCACAUGAUGUCUCCUCCAGUUUCUCAUUCUCCGUGGUAUCUCCGGAUCUCACCUGCUCGCGUCAUCCAUCUCUCCGUUGACUUGAGCUUCUAUUAAACCUCCAGGCAUGCUCUCGUUACCCCGCAACCCCCACCUCCGUCAUCUACUCCCAAACCGUCGUCUUUUGUCCUUUGCAAUACCGUCUCGCCAGUUUUCAUUCAUCAAUCGCGCCAUGGCUCAAGAGUACAAGCUCAAGGGCGUGACUUCGCUGUCACUCAAGCCCGGUCAGAAGCAGGAGGUGGAAGUUGAGGGCAUCCAAGACGCCAAAGUUCUUCUUGUCGGCCUCCAGUCUGGUGGAAAGGCAGAGGUACAGGCCAUUGGUGCCAAAUGUACCCAUUACGGCGCCCCGUUGGCUAAAGGCGUUUUGUCCACCACAGGACGCAUCACUUGCCCCUGGCAUGGAGCCUGUUUCAACGCAAAAACUGGUGACGUAGAAGACUCGCCUGCCCUGGAUGCUCUCCCCGUCUUUCCUCUCACCCAACAUGAUGGAGCAUUCUACAUUACCGCCGAGGAAGCAGCCAUUAAAGGUUCCAGGAGGAAGCCCAACUUCCAGUGCAGCGUCGCAAGUGACUCUCACGAAAGGGUCGUCGUUGUCGGUGGCGGCUCUGGCGCUCUUGGCGUUGUCGAAGGAUUGCGCGAAAAGGGCUACCGAGGCCAUCUCACCGUCAUCUCAAAGGAGGGCUACCUCCCCAUUGACAGACCCAAGCUGAGCAAGGCUUUAAUCACAGACGCCUCCAAGCUGGCAUGGCGAGACAAGAGCUGGUUCGAUAGCGGCGCCGUUGAGUGGGUUGACGGCGAAGUCAACGAUAUCGACUUUUCUGGCAAGCAAGUUACAACUGCAAGCGGAAGCAAGAUUGCCUACAGCAAGCUGGUUCUCGCGACUGGAGCAACUCCCAGGCUCCUACCCCUUCAAGGCUUCAAGGAACUCGGCAACAUCUUUACACUGCGCACCGUUCACGAUGCCAAGAAGAUUGUCGAUGCCAUUGGAGACAAGGGCAAGAAGAUUGUCAUCAUCGGCUCCUCGUUUAUUGGCAUGGAAAUUGCCAAUGCCACUGGGGGCGACAACUCAGUGACCGUUGUCGGCAUGGAAAAGGUUCCCCUGGAGCGUGUUCUUGGCGAGCAGGUCGGCGCCGGCAUCCAGAAAGCCUUGGAGGGCAAGGGCAUCAAGUUUUACUUGAGCGCUGGCGUCGACAAGGCCGAGCCGUCCAGCUCGGAUUCCUCCAAGGUGGGUGCCGUCUAUCUUAAGGACGGUACCAAACUCGAUGCGGAUCUCGUCAUCCUGGGAGUCGGCGUGGCCCCCGAGACGAGCUACCUCAAAAACAACAGCGCAGUCCAACUGCAAAAGGAUGGAUCCCUCCAGACCGAUGCUCACUUUGCGGUUACGGGACUCUCAGACGUCUACGCCAUCGGAGACAUUGCCUCGUACCCUUACCAAGGCCCUGGAGGCAACGGAGCUCUCGUCCGAAUUGAGCACUGGAACGUCGCCCAAAAUGCUGGCCGUGCCGUUGCCUCACACAUUGUGAACCCAGCUGCACCCAGCGAGCCCUUUAUCCCAGUCUUUUGGUCCGCCCUUGGCGCCCAGCUGCGAUACAGCGGCAACACCAUUGCGUCUGGAUGGGACGACGUCAUCUUGGAUGGAGAUGCGGCGGCAGGAAAGUUUGUCGCCUACUACACAAAGGGCGAGACUGUCGUGGCGGUCGCGUCCCAAGGCCGAGACCCGACCGUGAUGCAGGUGUCUGAGUUGUUGAGGCUUGGAAAGGCGCCGACAAAGAGUCAGCUGCAGAACGGCGUGGACGUUUUUAGCAUUGACGUUGUGAACUAGUUGCGAUUAGACAGUACAUAGUAUGACGACGAAUGAACUGAACAACCAUACUGUUUCCAACCAAUGUGAAUGUGUGUGAUUUGCCUACUCACAGCCUUUUGUUUGUCUUUACAGAGUUGGUGCGGUCCAGCUAUCAACUCGACCAUCAUAGUGUGCCUAUUCAGCGAGUCAUAGCCGAGGUUAUGCAGGCUUUUACAUUCCAUGGACGACGUUGCGUGCAAAAGAUUGUCUCAUGUUGUCUCCCUGAUCAAUCAGGUGGCUUGAGCUAUCGGGUACCGAAUAUUAUCGUUUCAAAUGCAA
This is a messenger RNA of Trichoderma harzianum CBS 226.95, 2438 nucleotides long. RefSeq lists its product as hypothetical. The transcript is spliced from 2 exons. Gene Ontology annotation, molecular function: oxidoreductase activity, acting on NAD(P)H; flavin adenine dinucleotide binding; 2 iron, 2 sulfur cluster binding. The record is from RefSeq and is a predicted model, not a curated record. The coding region runs from base 489 to 2138 and encodes 549 amino acids. Gene Ontology annotation, cellular component: cytoplasm. NCBI's taxonomy places the organism in Eukaryota, Fungi, Ascomycota, Sordariomycetes, Hypocreales, Hypocreaceae.